AUGACUCCUACUGCCGCGCCUGCUAUUACUGCCGGCCUGGUGCCAGUGGUGGGUGCAGCAGGUGGCGAUGGUGCUGAUGAUGGUGGUGGUGGUAGUGGUGGUGCUGGUGCAUAUGGGUAUGAUGAUGAUGGUGGUGGUGGUGGUGGUGCUGUUACAUCCGAUGGUGGUGGUGUUAUGGGAUAUGAGUAUGUUACUGGUGGUGGUGCUGUUACAUCCGAUGGUGGUGGUGUUAUGGGAUAUGAGUAUGUUACUGGUGGUGGUGCUGUUACAUCCGAUGGUGGUGGUGUUAUGGGAUAUGAGUAUGUUACUGGUGGUGGUGGUGCUGCUGCUGCUGUUGACGAUGCAAGGCGCGGCGGAACGCCCUUAACACAGCCCACAGGCGCUACAGCAUCAGCACACUCACCUGCAGCAGAGGUUGUCCGGGCACAGCUGGUCCGGUGCACAUGUGAUCACUUGCGCCCGGCAGUGCAGCGGCAGGCGCGCAGCGAGCACGAGCAGGACGAGGAGGAGGAGGAGAGGGAAGGGGGCGGGGAGGCGCGCGAGGGCGAGAGGCAGAGAGCGGUGCGCGCGAUUAAAGGCCGUUGCAGCCAUGGCGGUGCGAUUGAAAGAUGA
Messenger RNA from Closterium sp. Naga37s-1, 612 nucleotides. The record is from the annotation of a GenBank genome assembly. Lineage: Eukaryota; Viridiplantae; Streptophyta; Zygnematophyceae; Desmidiales; Closteriaceae.